Messenger RNA from Phycomyces blakesleeanus NRRL 1555(-), 390 nucleotides. RefSeq names its product Homeodomain-like DNA binding domain-containing transcription factor. The coding region runs from base 1 to 390 and encodes 129 amino acids. Lineage: Eukaryota; Fungi; Mucoromycota; Mucoromycetes; Mucorales; Phycomycetaceae. The record is from RefSeq and is a predicted model, not a curated record. The transcript has a single exon.
AUGUCUGACAAAACCAAAGCCGAAACCAAAACCAAAAAUCUAAAAAAGCGCAAGGAACUUUCAGACUAUGAAAUAGGCAUGGUCGUCGGUGGUGCCCUUCACGGAAUCCCACUCUCUGCAAUCUCCGAGAAGACUGGCAUACCCAAAUCCACCGUCCACAACACAGUCCAAAGAUGGCGGCAGAAUGGCACCGGGAUUACUGAAAAACGAAAAGGAAGAGCGUUCAUAUUCGAUGAACGAGCCGAACGCCAUCUCAAGAACGAAAUGAAGCGAAACCCCGAUGCAAAACUUGCAGAUCUGACGGCCUUUAUGAGAGAAUCGAUCGGUCACACAGUCAGCCCAAGAACUGUUCAAUUAGCCAUUCUUAGGAUUGGAAUGACUUUAAGCUAA